AUGCCCCCAAGGACGAGGAGAAUCGUGUGGACUGAGACGAACAUGAAACUCCUGAUUGGGGCCAUGCCUAUGGUUGAACACUUUGACCCGCGCCCUGACGAGCCGCCCGAGGCAAUGCUACCUGUGCCGGCUGGGCCUCCGGAAGGGGAGGCCGCACAGGGAACGCGUGCCACCGCCCAACCCACUAAUCCUGGCAACGACCAUGAGUUGGAGCACAAUCAUGCUGCGCCAGCUGAUCAAGGCCAAGCUGUGGACUGGCUUGACGUCCCUGGGCAGAGGGAGGUCUUGCAAGCGUUCUUUCGUGUCAGCAAGCAUUUACCUCCAACAGGGGCAGCUUACGACCGCGACGAGGCUAUGACCUACCAGAGAAUCUUGCGAUGGGCUGGGGCCAUUCCAGCGGCCGCUUCACCGCAAAGAAACAUUGUCCCGUGGUUGAGGAGCUUCUCUUCCGUGCAAAUCCAAAUAUGUAAUGCUACAGGGGAGUUGUUUGUGAUGGUCGACCUGGAGCUGGCUUUAUUCUUGGCAGAUCGAGCGGAGCCAUAUAUGGCUCCUUUGGCUCAAGUCUUGCACGACUUUGCCAGGUGGCGAUACAUGGAUCCAGCCACGGCGGAGAGAUAUCUCCCUGAGUGGGAGUAUCUUGUUCUAACGAUGCGCGAGAAGGUUGCGACAGUGGAAUCUGAGGGAUAUCUCGGCGAUCGUUUGGCGCUGGAGGCCGCAUGCAUCGGGAAUCUGCUCUUGAAUGUCUUCCAAGACCUGGACAUGAAUAUCUGCGGCAUCACAAAGGCUGGCAUAAUCAUUCAGUGGGAGGGUCCUGCCACGGUGACCUUGUUCCCAGUCAACGUUUGGUUCCUGGAAUACGCCACUGGAGAUGUCUUCAGACUUACAAUGAAGGCGCCUUUUAAGCUGCAUCACAUGCCUGUCGCAUUUGCCCUCAAUGGCACCAUGGCAUUUCAGGAGGUCGAGCAAGGUCCGAAUAUCUUGCAAUUGAUUCGCGGCCCUGCUGAUGAUCACGGUUUGGACAGUGAGUUGGAGGGGCACUCCGAACAUGAUUCUGAAAUGGAACAUGACUCUGAACGUGAGCAUGAAGUUGAGACGGAUAUGGGGCGAUUGUCCAUCCUGUAG
Molecule: messenger RNA, 1122 nt
Organism: Exophiala dermatitidis NIH/UT8656
Lineage: Eukaryota; Fungi; Ascomycota; Eurotiomycetes; Chaetothyriales; Herpotrichiellaceae
Exons: 1
Coding region: 1-1122 (373 amino acids)
Source: RefSeq, a predicted model, not a curated record